Molecule: messenger RNA, 3644 nt
Organism: Centropristis striata (black sea bass)
Lineage: Eukaryota; Metazoa; Chordata; Actinopteri; Perciformes; Serranidae
Gene: rab11fip4a
Product: RAB11 family interacting protein 4 (class II) a
Exons: 15
Coding region: 122-1927 (601 amino acids)
Biological process (GO): regulation of cytokinesis; endocytic recycling
Cellular component (GO): midbody; endocytic vesicle; cleavage furrow
Molecular function (GO): calcium ion binding
Source: RefSeq, a predicted model, not a curated record
UAUGUCACAGCAACACCAGCAGCAGCAGCAGCAGUCGGUCUGGCGGAGCUGAGGAUGAUGAUGGCGUCCGUCGGAACGGUUCUUUAACGGGAAAACAAACAAAAAAACAGCAGCUCUUACGAUGGACGGACACGUUCCAGACCAGCAGCAGCUUUUCCAGUUUCUGAGGAGGCUCAAGGAGGUUUUCGACGUGUGCGACGAGGAUGCUGACGGCUUCAUCCGGGUGGAGCACCUGGUGGAUCUCGGUCUGCGGUUCGGUCAAGGAGACGAGGUGAAGAAGUUAACCAGUUACCUGGAUCCUAACGCUCAUGGGAAGAUCAACUUCAAAGACUUUUGCCAUGGAGUGUUCGCCAUUAAAGGUUGUGAAGAGAUACUGAAGAUGGGUGUUGGUCCUCGCAGUGUGUCCUCCAACCAGCCGUCUGUAACUGACAAUGGUUACAUUUACCAGAACGGUGAGGCCAAACUGGGCCCUCCCAUUAUCAUGUGCACGCGGUCCUACCCAGAAUGCAGUGAGUAUGCUGAGGCUGGUGGCGCUGACGGGGAGUGUGACAUGGACAGCAGCACUGAAAACGGCAACAGCUCUGACUCUUUGGAUCCGAGACGGCACGACGGUCGCCGAAUUGGCUCAGCGUCUGCGUCAGUCAUCUCUGGGGAAGAGCAGUUCGAGGACUAUGGUGAGGGAGAAGAUGUGGAUUUUACUCCCAGCAGUCCUUGCCCUGAGGACGACACCAGAACAAAUGGCUUCUCAGACCUGGGGUCCUCCCUCCCCUCCAGUGCCGGGCAGACUCCUCAGAAGAUGAGGCAACUAUAUAACAGCGAGCUGCUGGACAUCUACUGUUCUCAGUGCUGCAAGAAAGUGAAUCUACUCAAUGACCUGGAGGCUCGACUUCGAAACCUCAAGGCUAACAGCCCAAACAGAAAGAUUUCCAGCACAGCAUUUGGACGUCAGCUGUUCCAGGCCAACCACAGUGUGUUUGGAUCCAGUCAGGGCAGCAGCACAGAGGAUCUGUUCACAGACAGCAUCGACUCUUGCGACCUCGACAUCACAGAGAAAGUCAGUUAUCUGGAGAAGAAGGUGACAGAGUUGGAAAGCGACUGUCUGGCCAAUGAUGACCUCAAGUCUAAACUCAAACAGGAGAACACACAACUUGUCCACAGGGUGCACGAGCUGGAGGAGCAGGUGAAGGAUGCAGAAACUAGGGCUGAUCAGAGUCUGGAGGAGGAAACGAAGAGGCACCGGGAGGCUUACAGCAAGAUGGACAGGGAACGAAACGUAGAGAUAGACCUACUCUGUAACAGGGUACAGCUGUUAGAAGAGGAGAAUGGAGAGAUGAAGAUAAACGUGUGCAGACUCAAGUCGCAGACAGAGAAACUGGACCAGGAGAAGCAGAGGAUGACAGACAAGCUGGAGGACACAAGUCUGAGGCUCACAGAUGAGAUGGACCUCUACAGGAAGAUCAUGGACAAACUCUGGCAAAACCGCCACGAGUUUCAGAAGGAGAAAGAGGCCAUGCAGGAGCUGAUUGAUGAUCUGCGACGGGAACUGGAGUAUCUGCAGAUGUUUAAACUGGAGAUGGAGCAUCCAGGACAAGGCAAGGGGCUGGCUGAGUUCAAUGCCAGGACCAGAGAGAUGGAGAUGGAGCAUGAAGUCAAGAGACUCAAACAGGAGAACCAUAAGCUGCGGGAUCAGAACGACGACCUGAAUGCGCAGAUUCUCAGUCUGAGUUUGUACGAGGCUAAGAACCUGUUUGCCUGUCACACCAAGGCACAGUGCCUGGCGGCUGAGAUUGACAAUGCGUCCAGGGAUGAGCUGGUCGAUGCUUUGAAGAAUCAGGAGGAGAUCAACCUGCGUCUGAGGCAGUACAUGGACAAAAUCAUUCUGGCCAUAAUUGACCAUAACCCCUCCAUCCUGGAGAUCAAGAGCUAGAUGCCACACACACACACACACACACACACACACACACACACACACACACACACACACACACAGACACACACACACACACACACACACACAUAUAUAUCUGCACCACCACAGCAGAUUGUCUUCAUAUCCACUAUUUAUGAGGCGAUCUGUCAAUCAGUGUAGAACUGCAGUGCCAAGUUAAAUCUGUCCACCAGUGUUUUGUGAUCAUUUCUUUGAAACUACUGAAAUGUGGAGACUGUAAUAAAUUUGGAGAUAAAAACAAAACAAAAACAAAAACAUAUGUUCAUUUCUUGUGGAGACAACACAGAGCUCUACAGUGAGUGAUUAUAAGAGGCUGUCGCUCAUUGAAGCUGAAACACAUUUAAAGAGUGUAGGACAUAAAAUAGUAUAAAGCAAUUUAAAGGACCAUGUCAGUGUCUCACAUUUUUCUUCCAAAGCAGUCAGAAAGUUAUAAAUCAGUUUGUAUGGACUUAAAAUUAGCUUGACUUCAGUUUUCAUGUGAACAUCAUGUUUGUUUUAUGGUUCAUCAUAAUAUAUAGCGGUGCUGGUCCAAAUUUAAUAAAUACACCUUGAAGGAUCACUAAUUAACACCUUGUAUGUUUGUUUGAACAGAAAUGUUAAAUGGCAAAUUGUAGUUUAAGAUUAGAAAAUAAAAAUCUGUCUUUAUGUGAUAACAUUUGAAUUGUGUGCAAUUGCUACGAACAAACAUGUUUGAACACUGACAUGGACCUUUUAGGUGAAACAACUUCUAACCCUUUAAUUUGGCUGUCUCAACACAACUGAAUGUCUCCAUGGUUAAUAUAUGCUGUUUACAUCACAUCAGUGUAACUAUGUCAUUAAGCCUCUGUGUUUCUGAAGACUACUCACGAUGAAGGUAUUUAAAGGUGCUAAGAGCCAAUAUUAUGUGCCAAAACUUUAACAUUUCACUGUUUUCAUGGACUGAAACAGUUGAAGGGUGUCACUUUUUCCUCAAACAGAGCUGGAUGGCUCACUAACAUCACAUAAAAUGAGAUGAAUUGCCAACAACUAGAGCUGAAGAGGUGGAAACAUUAGUGCUAAAGUUGAGCGGUGGCUAUUCCCAUUUCAGAUCUCCUUAAAGGUGGUCUGUGGAGAUGGUGACCAAUAGCAGAGCUGUGUUUUGCACACACUCAGACACGCAGAUGAUGGGCAGUUGGUGGUGGUUAUGCACCAUCAAAUGUAGGGAACAAAGGCAGUGUAAACAGCAGCACUUAGAACAUGAAAACAUCCACUUUGCAAUUGUUUUAUUGGGGGAAAAAAUGGACUCAACAAGUUCUUUCAGAUCCCAAAAAUACAGUGUUCUUAUAGUUACACGAAACGCCAAAGGCCACCUUAAGUACAGUUGUGCAUACACUUAUCCUUAGCCUACUACAAAUACAAUAUUAGUGUUGUAUGAAUUGACAUUAUUUCCAAUAAUACUGUUUACUUUGCAAUGUUCUAUAAAAAAAAGCACCUGCUCACUUCAAACAACCUACACAUUUAAAACGCUGCCUUCAGUGUCUUUGUGAAUGAGGGGAAGAUCCUCAUUAUUCCACCUGUGUUGUAAAUUACUUGAAAUAAUUUCACCUAAAUAUUUAAUAAUGUAUCGUUUGACACAUACUUGUCACAGCCACAGUGACCUGGAUAAGCUAGCUAAACACACUGAAAAGGUAUUCCACGCAGUGAAGAGAGCAGUCUUAAGCUGCCAUAGUGAGCACUA